AUGUGUCCUGCGCCCCCUCCCCUGGUGGCCGGCGUGCAUCCUGUUCUUGUUUUCGCAUCGUUCAUCAAUCAGCUGACGGAGAUAUUUCGGCACCAGUGCGAUGAGCAGCGCCCCUCGUGUCGCAACUGUCUCAGGCGCGGCGUAGAUUGCCAGUUCCUGGCCGAGUCGGGAGUGUGUCCCAACUUCCUCAACCAGAAUGAGUCGGCUCUAGCGUUGAACAUGCUUGACCUCAAACUCAUGCACCAUUUCAGCACCUCCACGUACGCCACCCUCUUCUCUUCUCGCACAGUCCGACACUUUUGGCGUGGCGAAGCCGUCCAAAGCGCUCUCAAGUACGACUAUGUCAUGCGAGCUAUGCUGGCCGUCUCGGCGCUGCACCUCGCCCACCACUCACCAGAGAAGCGGGAGCAGUACAUCUCUACCGCGCUGACCUACCACCGGUUGGCGUCCAGGGAAGCAAUGAGUCUAAUGUCCGACGUUGACGAGGAGCAUGCAGGCAGCCUAUUCCUCUUUUCUGUCCUGACCAUAUUUUUCGCGCUGGGCGGCCCGAGCCAGCCGUCGGAUGGCCUACUUCUCUUUGGUGAGAGCAGCUUUCCGGAAUGGCUGUUUCUUCUUCAAUGGACAAAGUCCCUCAUCGAGAUGCUAGGCCCGCCGGGGAGUCGCGGUCCAGUGGAACCAUUCCUCGCGCACGCAAGGCAGUCGCCGCUCUGGAAGGACCCCCGGCCGGAAACGGGGGAUGCAUCGGACAUGAUGGAUGCCAUGGCCGAGCUUGAGAUGCUCGUAUGCUCGACUGUCGACGAUUCUGAGACGCUGCGCAUUUACAAAUACGCCAUCAAGGAACUGCGCAUGGUCGCCUUGGUGUUCCUGAAGGAGUCGCAGGCCGACAUCACCGACGCAUUCACAUGGAUCUACCUGGUCUUGGACGACUUUCUUCCGCUGCUCAAAGUGCCAACCCAAGAGGCCAUUGCCAUUUUUUCAUACUUUUGCGUCUUGCUGAAGAAGCUCGACAUGCACUGGUGGAUACGGGGCUGGGGUGACCGACUCAUCCGCAGAGCCCACGAUAUGCUCGACAGUGAACACAAGUCUUGGAUAGCCUGGCCCGUGGAGGAAAUAGGAUGCGUAUUAUCAACAUAG
Beauveria bassiana ARSEF 2860 is the source of this 1134-nucleotide messenger RNA. Its product is annotated as C6 zinc finger protein. The transcript is spliced from 2 exons. Gene Ontology annotation, molecular function: zinc ion binding; DNA-binding transcription factor activity, RNA polymerase II-specific. The record is from RefSeq and is a predicted model, not a curated record. Gene Ontology annotation, biological process: regulation of transcription by RNA polymerase II. The coding region runs from base 1 to 1134 and encodes 377 amino acids. NCBI's taxonomy places the organism in Eukaryota, Fungi, Ascomycota, Sordariomycetes, Hypocreales, Cordycipitaceae.